AUGCUAGAGGAUGUACACGAUGAAGGGCGACAUCGUGCUACAAGGAAUAUCAAGGCUCGGCGCCGCACGGGACUCUUGUCAGGAGCUAGGAAGUGGACCGUGACACGUCGGGACAGCCCGGGAGGCAGCGCCACGGGCCGUCGGGGGCAAGCGGGAGGCAGGCCUUUGCCACGGGCCGUCGGGGGCAAGCGGGAGGCAGGCAGCGCCACGGGCCGUCGGGGGCAAGCCCAGGAGGCAGGCACUGCCGCGGGCCGUCGGGAGCAAGCGGGAGGCAGGCCUUUGCCACGGGCCGUCGGGGGCAAGCGGGAGGCAGGCAGCGCCACGGGCCGUCGGGGGCAAGCCCAGGAGGCAGGCACUGCCACGGGCCGUCGGGGGGCAGCCCAGGAGGCAGGCAGCGCCACGGGCCGUCGGGGGCAAGCGGGAGGCAGGGCAACGCCACGCGGGCCGUCGGGGAGCAAGCGGGAGGCCUUGCGCGCCCGCGGGGCCCGGGGGAGCAGCUGGGAGGCAGGCAGCGCCACGGGCUGUCGGGGGCAAGCGGGAGGCAGGCCUUUGCCACGGGCCGUCGGGAACAGCCCCAGGAGGCCAGGCCGCGGGCCAAUCGAGGGCAGCCCAGGAGGCAGGCCUUUGCCGCAGACCUGUCGGGAGCAAGCGGGAGGCCCAGGCAGCGCCACGGGCCGUCGGGGGCAAGCGGAGGAGGCAGGCGCCGCGGGCCGUCGGGAGCAAGAGGCAGGCCUUUGCCACGGGCCGUCGGGGCAAGCCCCAGGAGGCAGGCAGCGCCACGGGCCGUCGGGAGCAAGCCCAGGAGGCCCAGGCCUUUGCCACGGGCCGUCGGGAGCAAGCGGGAGGCAGGCAGCCUUGCCACGGGCUGUCGGGAACAAGCCCAGGAGGCAGGCCUUGCCACGGGCCGUCGGGGGCAAGCGGGAGGCAGGCCUUUGCCACGGGCCGUCGGGGGCAAGCGGGAGGCAGGGCAGCCCACGGGCUGUCGGGGGCAGGAGGAGAGGCAGGAGCGCGCCACGGGCUGUUUUGGACUUGGGAAAGGGAUGGUGCUCGGCACUUGACCUUUAA
Messenger RNA from Hevea brasiliensis (rubber tree), 1065 nucleotides. RefSeq lists its product as uncharacterized. Lineage: Eukaryota; Viridiplantae; Streptophyta; Magnoliopsida; Malpighiales; Euphorbiaceae. The record is from RefSeq and is a predicted model, not a curated record. Bases 1 to 1065 code for a protein of 354 amino acids. The transcript has 2 exons.